GCUCCUCCCUUCCUGAAAUCCUAUAUUAACUGUGGCCAAAGCCGUAAGAAACACAGCUCAUUGUUGGCAAAUGCCGAUGAGCCUCGCGGAGGACUGAGGGGAAGGGACGGGGGGGUGGGGGGAGAGGGGAAGAAAAUAAAUAAAUAAAUAAAAGCGAAAGAGCUUGGAGGUUUGCAGCAGCAGGACCCGCAAGCAAUCCUAUCCUGGAAGGACGAGACGGGGAAAAUACCCUCUCCAUGCAGCUGGGCGGAUUUUAAGUGAGCGAUUUCCCCCAACAGCUUUCGGAGCAGAAAGAGGAAAGACAGAAGGGUGGGAAAUGGCAGACCACAUGAUGGCCCUGAACCACGGGCGCUUCCCGGACGGCAGCAACGGGCUCCAUCACCACCCGGCCCAUCGGCUGGGGAUGGGGCAGUUCCCCAGCCCCCAUCACCACCACCAGGCCCCCCAGCAACAGCAGCAGCAGCAACAGCAGCAGCAGCAACAGCAGCACGCCUUCAGCGCCCUGAUGGGCGAGCAUAUACACUAUGGAGCUGGGAAUAUGAACGCCCCGGGUGGCAUCAGACAUGCCAUGGGGCCGGUGAGUGGAGGGCACCCCGCCGGCCCCCUGCCCCCCACGGCCAGGUUUGCCAACUCCCAAUUCCUGGCCCCCCCCGUGUCCAGCCAGGGAGGCUCCUUACCGGCCAGCCUGCAGCUGCAGAAGCUCAACAACCAGUAUUUCAACCACCACCCUUACCCGCACAACCACUACCUGCCGGAUUUGCACCCGGCCGGCCACCCGAUGAACGGGACCAGCCCGCAUUUCAGAGAUUGCCAUCCCAAGCACGGGGCCGGUCCUGGCACCUCGGGGGGCACCGGGCCCCCGGCCGGGCCCCACGGCCCCGCCGCCCUGCUCCCUCCCAAUGUCAUAGACACCGACUUCAUAGACGAGGAGGUCCUCAUGUCCUUGGUCGUCGAAAUGGGUUUGGACCGCAUCAAGGAGCUGCCGGAGCUCUGGCUGGGACAGAACGAGUUUGAUUUCAUGACGGACUUCGUGUGCAAACAGCAGCCCAGCAGAGUGAGCUGCUGACUCUAACCACCACCCCAACAAAAGAAAGAAAAACGGGGAGGAAAAAAAAAAAAGGAGAAAAAAAAUAAAAGAAAAAGAAAAGAGGGAAAAAAAAAAAACCAAACACACCACCACGACGAAAGAAGAGCAUCCCGACUUCGGCGGGUGCGAAUCCAACCGACAGAAACAUUCCCCUUAGACACAGCAUCUCCCUUUUCGGGUUUUGAAAGGUGUGAGAACUUGGAAAAACAGAGUAAACUUGUACAAAUUGGUUGAAAAAGAAAAAAAAAUCGCUGCCACUCCACCCCCCCCCCCCAAUUUUUUUUGUUGUUUUCCUGUUGCGUUCUGUUUUUUGUAGCCUUGACAUUCACCUCCCUUAUGUAGUAGUGAUAUUUAGCGAACUCGGUCUUUUGUUGUUGUGUUUUUUUUUUUGUUUGGUUUGUUUAAACUCCUUAUUUCCUCACUUGAUUUCUACAGUGCUCAACUGUUAGAUAUUAAUCUUGGCAAACUGCUUAAUCUUGUGGAUUUUGUAGAUGGUUUCAAAUGACUGAACUGCAUUCAAAUUAUGAGUGAAAGGAAAAAUUGCAUUAGUUGGUUGCAUGAACUUUGAAGGGCAGAUAUUACUGCACAAACGCUGUCAUCUCGCUUCAUUUUUAACUAUGCAUUGGAGUACAGACUAAUUUUUAAAAUAUGCUAAACUGGAAGCUUAAACAGAUGUGGGCCAAACCAUUCUGGAUCAGGAAAAGUAAUACUGUUACUUUAAAGUCUGCUACCCCUCCCCCCCUCCCCCAUAUGUACAGACAAUAAUAUGGUGUGGAAUGUAGUCAGUGGCAAACAUUUCACAGAUUUUUAUUUUGUUUCUUGUCUUCAACAUUUUUGACACUGUGCUAAUAGUUUAUUCAGUACAUGAAAAGAUACUACUGUGUUGAAAGCUUUUUAGGAAAUUUUGACAGUAUUUUUGUACAAAACAUUUUUUUGAAAAAAUACUUGUUAAUUUAUUCUAUUUUAAUUUGCCAAUGUCAAUAAAAAGUUAAGAAAUA
This is a messenger RNA of Ornithorhynchus anatinus (platypus), 2085 nucleotides long. RefSeq names its product Cbp/p300 interacting transactivator with Glu/Asp rich carboxy-terminal domain 2 (gene CITED2). Gene Ontology annotation, biological process: regulation of DNA-templated transcription; sex determination; left/right pattern formation. The record is from RefSeq and is a predicted model, not a curated record. Bases 317 to 1066 code for a protein of 249 amino acids. The transcript is spliced from 2 exons. Gene Ontology annotation, cellular component: nucleus. NCBI's taxonomy places the organism in Eukaryota, Metazoa, Chordata, Mammalia, Monotremata, Ornithorhynchidae.